This is a messenger RNA of Sinocyclocheilus rhinocerous, 1369 nucleotides long. RefSeq names its product THAP domain-containing protein 4. The transcript is spliced from 3 exons. Lineage: Eukaryota; Metazoa; Chordata; Actinopteri; Cypriniformes; Cyprinidae. The coding region runs from base 262 to 735 and encodes 157 amino acids. The record is from RefSeq and is a predicted model, not a curated record.
GGUGCAUUUCCAGGAGAUUGUGUAAUUAUAAAGGAAAUGUUAUAUUUAUGUGGUUUAAAUAUCAGUUUUACUCUGAUUGUAGCGCUAGGGGCAACUGUUUUAUCUGUUACCUAUAUCCACAAAAAUGUUAAACCCUUUUGAUAAAUUGAAUCUUGACGCAUGCGCAUUUUACGACAGAUUUGACGUGUUUACGAUACGAACUGGGUCGCUGUUUACAAACGAGCUGUAUAGUUACAAAAGGGUUAUGCUGCACAUUGAACAAUGGUGCGUAUGUGUGCUUUUCCUGGAUGUUUCAACAGACAGAAAGCAGUGAGGCUGCGUCCUCGGCCGUUAUCGCCAGAGGAAAGGCUGACUUUUCACAGAUUCCCACUGAAUGAUCCGCAGCGCCUGAGGCUAUGGCUGCUCGCGGUUCACCGGGAUACUAGUUUACCCGUUCAGUCUCUGGAAGUUUUGAGGCUGUGCAGUCAACAUUUUUCACGAGACGAUUUCAGAUCAGAUAAGGGAAAUGUACGACGAUAUCUGAAGUCAACAGCCGUCCCUGUGUGGUUUUUAAAAACUGAGGAGGCUGAAGAUGAAGAGACUGUUGCUGUUGUAUCAGAGAAGAGUGUGAAGACUGGGGGAAAAUACACUACACCAGCACCACCUCAAAUAAAGCUAGAAUCUAGAAGCGCUGCUCUUGGUAAUGUCCCAGUUGAGGAGGAAGCCAAAGCACAGAGUAAUGGGAUGAAGAAAUGAGCCACUCAUGCUGGAACAUCUUUUAAUAGACUAUAUUUAUUUCUAUUAUUUUUUUUAAAUUAACAAAUAUUUUCUCAAUUUAAUGUAGUAGUAAAAGCUGACGAAUUCAUAAGCAAGUCAUAGCUCUUCUGUUAUAACGAUUUAGAUGUGAAAUUUUAUGCCACACACUUAACUGCUACUACUGUUUUUCUUUUUCUGUUGUUUUAUUAAUACUGAGGUCAUGAAUUAUAUCUUUCACAAAAUGCAAGAGAGAGAGAGAGAUAUUAUAAAAAGUCAUGCAGAGUCUGGGGAAUGUUGAAAGGUUUUAUGAAAGAUACAAUUCUUGACAUCAGUAUUUUAUUUUAAUGUUAUAAUGUAAUGAAUCAAUCAUGCUCAGAACACCUUACAGUAAAACUCUCUCUCUCUCUCUCUCUCUCUUUCAUAAAUUUUUGUAUUGCUAAAAAGCCUUUGUAAUAUAGCAAGUGUUAGGGUACUACUGGCAAUAAAUGUCUGGAAAAAAUAAAUGGUCAGUUCUUGUUCCUUGUCUCUGUCUCUGGUCUAUAUAUAAAACCUCCAGUAUUUACAGGGAUUUUGCCAGAGAGAGAAGACAGUUGUGUUUACAUAAUUUGACAUUUUAACCAUAGUUUUUCUCUAU